AUGGAGGCCGAUGCAAAGCACGAUUUCCAAGCAAGUGCCGCAGAUGAGCUCCCUUUUUGCAAGAAUUCGGUUUUGAAGGCAAGUCCAGAAAUUUUGAGCGUGGAGGAUGACCCAAACUGGUACCUGGCAGAACAGGAUGGGCGGAAGGGUCUGGUGCCAUGCAACUACAUCUCCUUCCGUCCCAACCCCUGGUAUAUGCAGGCGUGUCGUCGAAACACUGCGGAGGAGUGCCUCCUUGAAACUGACCCGUACACCGGUCUGCCCGUCCAACCCGACGGUGCUUUCGUGGUCCGACGUUCCGAGUCCAAUGGGCCUGGCUUCAGCCUCUCCGUUAAUCACCUCGUCCUCAUGACCUGUCCCAUGACCAGUAGCGGAGCCAGACUCAACUUUGCUUGUGAACUCGGUGAUGUUCAAUAUUACUUGAUAAAGUGUCGUGAAUUUCCUCUAAUUCCAAAAAACAACUUGUUUCAUGAGGGCUACUUAAAAGGCAUUAGUCACAAACGGAAACGUGCAUCCAAAGGAAACUGGGUUACUCAUGCUUACAGUGAAUGCGCUUUUACCGAGCCCUGUUUUUUUGCCUCUAGAGACGGCCAGAAAGUGCAGCACUUCAAGGUGCUACAAGAUGAGAUGGGCAAGUACUUUGUUUGGCUACGCAAAUUUGACUCCAUCAACCAGCUGAUCGACUACCAUCGACGCACUAGCAUCUCCCGCGACGGUUUCCUCCUCCUUGUCGAUAGGCAGCCCUCCAGGAUGAUUAGCAUGGGACGCGGAGACCAACAGUCUCAGAUGGUGCAGCGGGUGAUUGCGCGUUUUGAUUUUAAUGCCUCAGAGCCGGAGGAGUUGUCAUUCCAUCGGGGUGACGUGAUUGAAGUGUUGGGCCAGGAGGACGAAAAUUGGUGGCGCGGUCGAAUCUCCAACACCGGCUCUACCGGCCUCUUCCCUGCCAACUACGUGGACACCCUACCACCCAUUAUGCCCAAUGCUGCUCACCUUGCUGUUGCCACUGCCACCGCCACCGCCGCUGGUGCUGCUGCCGCUAAAAUGGUGUCUCAUCCCUUUUCUGGUCUCCUUCGGGGUUAA
Messenger RNA from Echinococcus granulosus, 1080 nucleotides. Its product is annotated as Growth factor receptor-bound protein. Lineage: Eukaryota; Metazoa; Platyhelminthes; Cestoda; Cyclophyllidea; Taeniidae. Gene Ontology annotation, molecular function: protein binding. The record is from RefSeq and is a predicted model, not a curated record. The transcript is spliced from 6 exons. The coding region runs from base 1 to 1080 and encodes 359 amino acids.